CCGAGCCGAGCGGACGCCCUCGGGGCCGCGCCGCAGCCCUCUGCGCUCCCCCCUAUCAUGCCCCGGGCCCGGGCUCGGGCCGCCCAAGCAGCCAGGACACCAUGCCCGAGGGCGGCGGAGGCGACAGCGGGGAGGUGCCCGCGUUCAUCCCGGACGGCGAGCCGCUGCGGGAGGAGCAGCGGCCCUUGAAACAGUCCCUGGGAAGCUCCCUGUGCCGAGAGUCGCACUGGAAGUGCCUGCUGCUCACGCUGCUCAUCCAUGCCUGCGGCGCCGUGGUGGCCUGGUGUCGCCUGGCCACGGUGCCACGGCUGGUCCUGGGGCCUGAGGCAGCCCUGGCCCGCGGGGCCGGGGGCCCACCGCCCACCUACCCAGCCAGCCCCUGCUCCGAUGGCUACCUAUACAUCCCGCUGGCCUUUGUCUCCCUCCUCUACCUCCUCUACCUGGCCGAGUGCUGGCACUGCCACGUGCGGGCGUGCCAGGCGCCGCGCACAGACGCCCACACCGUGCUCGCCCUGAUCCACCGGCUGCAGCAGGCGCCGCCCUGCGUCUGGUGGAAGGCCACCAGCUACCACUACGUGCGCCGCACCCGCCAGAUCACCCGCUACCGCAACGGCGACGCCUACACCACCACGCAGGUCUACCACGAGAGGGCCGACAGCCGCACGGCUCGCGGCGAGUUUGACUACUCCGCCCACGGCGUCCGCGACGUCUCCAAGGAGCUCGUGGGCCUGGCUGACCACGCGGCCACGCGGCUGCGCUUCACCAAGUGCUUCAGCUUCGGCAGCGCCGAGGCCGAGGCCUCGUACCUCACCCAGAGGGCCCGCUUCUUCAGUGCCAACGAGGGCCUGGACGACUACCUGGAGGCCCGCGAGGGCAUGCACCUGAAGGACGUGGACUUCCGCGAGUCCCUCAUGGUGUUUGCGGACCCCCGCAGCCCGCCCUGGUACGCGCGCGCCUGGGUCUUCUGGCUGGUGUCGGCGGCCACGCUGUCCUGGCCACUGCGCGUCGUGGCCGCCUACGGCACGGCCCACGUGCACUACCAGGUGGAGAAGCUCUUCGGCGCCAGCUCGCCGCCCCCCGGGGCCGUGCCCAGCGGGCCCCCGCUCUCCCGCGUGGCCACGGUGGACUUCACCGAGCUGGAGUGGCACAUCUGCUCCAACCGGCAGCUGGUGCCCAGCUACUCGGAGGCUGUGGUCAUGGGCGCCGGCUCUGGCGCCUUCCUCCGGGGCUGCCCGCGCUGCCGUCGCUCGCUCAGCAGCAGCUCGCUGCCCCCCGCCCGGCCCAGCGGGCCCCGCCUGCCUUUCAGCCGCAGCCGCCUCUCCCUGGGAGCUGGGGGCCGGGCCACGCCGGGGGUCUUCCGAAGCCUGAGCGGGGGGCCGCUGGGGCGCCGUGGGGAGGACACAGAGCCCCUGGAAAGCCCACCGUGCUACGAGGACGCCCUUUACUUCCCGGUGCUCAUUGUCCAUGGUGAUAGCGGCUGCCAGGGGGACGGGCAGGGUGCCCUCUGAGACCCCCGUGGUCCCUGGAGUGGCCUCCUCCCCACCAUCCCGCCAUGGGCUCCGAUGCCUGAGUAGCUGUUGUCCGAGACAGGAAGGGGAACACAGACCAGCACACGAGGGGUGGGGGUGGGGUAGAGUCCUUGAACAGACUGUAGCGCAGUGACCCAGGGUCAUUUUGGGGGUGAAUGGACACCCCCACUGAAGUGGAGUCUGUGAACUGUCCCAGCAUGACUCCCCUCACCACCACCACCACGUUCCACCCUGUGCAGCGGCUGGUGAUCCAGCUUAGGGCCCUCUCAGGUUGGGCGGGGUCGGGGGGGGGGGGGGAUGUUUCCAGAAAGCCUGGGAUGGGGGAGGAGUCCUGGGGACAGCUGUUGCAUGCAGCCGAGGGCUGCCUCUGGGCUCUUCCCUGCACUGCCGAGGCCACAUUGGGAGCCCUCGGGCAACCCAGAAGCACAAAUUGGUGGUUUGGGGCCAUGCCCGGUUGGUCGGGCUGGCCUCCACGAAGCUGAGGAGCUGGAUGAGGCAGCUCCACAGCCUUGGCCCCACGACCAGCCCCAAGACCCCAUCCUCCUCCCCUGACCUGCCCCUCCCUGCCUGCCCUCUGGUCUCUGCUCAGGGUCUUCCCCGAUCAGACUCUGUGGCACAGCCCCUGUAUUGGGAGCCCGGUUCUUGGAGCACAGCCUUGUCCCCCGUGGCCCCCUGAUUUUCCCUGGUGUACCCUCUCCCACAUCCAGCUCCCCUAUGACCUGGGGUUCCUUUUCAGGGCCCUGCCUUGAUCUUGCAUCUCCUUGUCUCUGCUCCUGUCCCCCCAAAGUCCACCUCCGCCUCUAUCAGCCACGCACACACACCCAGGCUUUGCCCUCUCAUUGCUCCCCCAGACUUCUCUGCUCUUCACCUUCCUGAUGACCCACGGGGCCCAGGGCCACAGGGCAUCCGAGGGACCUCGGCCUUGGCCACAGCCUCUUGGACGAUGCACCCGCUCUGCCAUGGAGGCCCCUGCUUCUCCCAUUGGUGGGGCCUGGCCUAGGGGACACCAUCCCUCCUCCAGGGAGGAGAGAGUAGUCCCUUUCCAACUGGGGUUUCCACCACCUCUCAGGGGCCAGUGGGGGAGGGAGGAAGCAGAGAAGAUGCAGAUAAAAUAAAAGGUAUGAAAUGGAA
Molecule: messenger RNA, 2660 nt
Organism: Leptonychotes weddellii (Weddell seal)
Lineage: Eukaryota; Metazoa; Chordata; Mammalia; Carnivora; Phocidae
Gene: TMEM151A
Product: transmembrane protein 151A
Source: RefSeq, a predicted model, not a curated record